AUGAAUCAGCAGCACUCCAAAUCAGAGAAUAGACCACAACAGCAAAGGAAAAAGUUCGAAGGCCCUAAAAGAGAGGCUAUCCUAGAUCUGGCUAAGUACAAAGAUUCCAAAAUACGUGUUAAACUAAUGGGUGGAAAACUAGUCAUAGGUGUCCUGAAAGGUUACGAUCAAUUGAUGAAUUUGGUUCUUGACGAAACCGUGGAAUACAUGUCUAGUCCUGAUGACGAUAAUAACACUGAACUGACCUCUAAAAACGCAAGAAACCUUGGGUUGACUGUCAUAAGAGGGACCAUUCUGGUCUCUUUGAGUUCCGCCGAAGGUUCCGAUGUACUUUAUAUGCAAAACUAG
This is a messenger RNA of Saccharomyces kudriavzevii IFO 1802, 348 nucleotides long. It is a transcript of the gene LSM7, whose product is annotated as Sm-like protein LSM7. Gene Ontology annotation, cellular component: spliceosomal tri-snRNP complex; U2-type prespliceosome; U6 snRNP. Gene Ontology annotation, molecular function: RNA binding. Bases 1 to 348 code for a protein of 115 amino acids. Lineage: Eukaryota; Fungi; Ascomycota; Saccharomycetes; Saccharomycetales; Saccharomycetaceae. The transcript is spliced from 2 exons. Gene Ontology annotation, biological process: mRNA splicing, via spliceosome; nuclear-transcribed mRNA catabolic process. The record is from RefSeq and is a predicted model, not a curated record.